This is a messenger RNA of Boeremia exigua, 5101 nucleotides long. Its product is annotated as GTP binding protein-like protein Bud4. The record is from RefSeq and is a predicted model, not a curated record. Bases 309 to 4916 code for a protein of 1535 amino acids. Gene Ontology annotation, molecular function: GTP binding. Lineage: Eukaryota; Fungi; Ascomycota; Dothideomycetes; Pleosporales; Didymellaceae. The transcript is spliced from 3 exons.
CGCAUGGUGAAUCGGCGUUUCCCUGGCAACUCCUCCACAUGAUGUUGACAACCUGCCUUGAUUGACCCCGGCUGAUCCUGGGCCACUACAAGUGCCUUAUCUCGGCGGCACAGCCCAUCCUUUCCUCUUGCCCUCGACACCAACAGAGCGCCGUGCUGCAUCUGCCUUCGCUUCUUGCUCGCUGUGGAGCGUAUCCUUAUCGAUUGUAAUUCGCGUCUUUGUUGACGUUGCCGUCGCGCCGCACGCGCCCACGCCUUGAGGGCGCCAUUCUUCACAACAUUCCAGCUGCCCCUCCGCCGCUGUCCACCAUGUCUCGCAACGAAGCCGUAAGUCCGACCCAGACGCUUGAUGUGUCGUCCAUGCCCCCGCGCCCGACGUCAUCGCUGACCGCCCAGGUAUCGCCGCUGCGCAUCAACAAAACACCGACUGCCUCGCCCGGGAAAGGCAGUCGCCCGCUCUCUGAGAUCGGGUCGGGUGAGCGCCGACGCAACUCUCCCAGCUUCGACCAGACAACAAAGCGCAUGUAUCUUGCCAAAGACACCUCCCCCUUUAGCUCGUCGCCCUUCCAAAACAGCCCGCGCCUGUUUUGGAAGGAGCAGACGCACUCGCCGCGUGAGCGCUUUGAGAACUCGGAAAACAGCCUCAACGAGGACGCCCAGCUGCCCAUGUCGCCCAAGCGCAGCAGCAUUGAGAACCUCAAGAAGCAGGCCCGCGUCAAGAACAGCGGCAUCUUCGCCAAGGAGCAGAUGCACGCCUACGACCCCACAUUAGUACAGCCACUGGACCGACCACUGGCCUCUGGCCGCCCGCUGAGCACCCACAUCCAGGGCAACGCCUUCGGGGGCGCCGGCCUCCACGGACUGCGCCAGCACAGCGCCUCGCCCGACAAGAACCGCCGCCGUGGUGACAGCAUCAAUAGCCCCAUGCUCCCCUCCAUCCAGACAUCGCCCGCAAAGCUGCCCACGCAGUCCUCCUUCGCCUCGCCCUUCUCCUCGCCCACCAAGGACCGCCCCUCGUCGUCAGCCGGCCGCCCCUCGUCAUCAGCUGGCCGCGCCUCCCCCACCAAGUCCUCUCUGGUCAACAACGGCCGCUUCAACUCGCCUCAGUACAACCAGGACUCGAGCGUGCUCUCAUCAGACGACGAGAUGAAACACCAGACCCCGCGCGCCCUGCGCCGCCACGCAAAAAGUGUGACCUUCGAUGCUGCCCCCCCUACCAUCACAGAGUACGAGCUGGUUACACCCGACCCGUCAAUGGCCUCCGGCUCGCGGGCCGGGAGCUACGAUGAGAGCGACGAGGAAGACGAAGGCAGCUUCGACCAGGACGACAGCUUUGACGCCUCGCUGGAGGACACCGAGAAGACGCCUGUUGUUCUUCCUGAGGACUGGCGCCACGUGAGCCCGGACAACGCAAACUCAUCCGUGACCGACACCUACGACGACGUCUUCGACGGACGCGACACUAGCCCAGCGCCGGUCGCCCAGCCUAAUGGGGCUUCCCCCAGCUCGCGCCGCGGCUCAGAAGGUUCUCCAAGGCCACUACCACCUCUUCCUGGCAUGGGCCUGAGCCGACCGGACUCGACCACUGGCGAGCGGUCGCUGCCACCGCUGCCCCCGGUUUCGGGCUUCUCCAAGGCCGAUCUCAUGAGCAGGCGCGAGAGCUCCAUGUCGCUGGAGGACAGGCUGCGCCUCAUGAACUAUGACGGUGAUCGCGACACCUCCACGCCUACCCAGGAGAACCACCGCGACGACGUGGGAGUCCACGUGGAUGAGCUUGAUGACGGCGCAUCGAUUCUGACGGCCGACAACGAGCAAGACGCUUGCAUCCCUCGCAUCUCGCGUGAGUCCAUCUUGCGCAGGGUGAAGAGCCAGAACUUCGACGACCGCGAGGACAUCUACCCUUACGACGCCGAGUCGAGCCCUGGACGCAGCUACGGCGAGCUGGCGGACCUGGAUCCUGAUGUGCCCAUCCCCUCCCGCGAGUGUUCGUCCAACUUCGAUGAGACCGCCCACCAGGUUGUUCGCGAGUCCGAGGCCGACAGCGUUGUGGAUGCCUACCAGGAUGUAGACGUCGACGGCUCCGCCAUCUCCGACCUCGACGAUGACGAAAUCGAUCCUUACAGUCAGGACUUCGAGCGCGAGGGAUCUGACAGCUCCGUCAUCCGCCACCCCGUCAGAGACGACAGCGACGAGCCGGAGCUUGCUGAAGACGACAUCAGUAUCAGCCAAUACUCAGACCAUGCGGAUGAGGAGCAGUACAGUGACCCCGAGCCGGUUCCAGUUUCAGCACCGGUUCCAGUGCCAGCACCGGUUGUCGAGCUGGCUGAGGAGCAUCCUGAGACACAAGACACCAUCGACAGCUCUGGUCCACCAACACCCACAGUCGUCGCCGAAUCCCCGUCUGCGGCCGAAAGGAAGGCUCGCCAGAACGAGCUGUUCGCCAACUUUGACCGGGAGCAGUCGAUGGACCUCAGUCUCGACCCGCUCAAGGCCUCUUUCGCAACAGCUCCAAGCCCUCUCGACACUGCACCCAAGUUGGAAGCCAUGCGCGACUUCCUCGAGCGUCCUGGCACGCCCGAUGCCGAGGAGGAUGAAGAGGAAGACUAUGUCGGCAGCCCUGAAUCGACCUUCCGCGCUCCAGUCGUCAUCUCGCCUCCUGACAUUGAUUCUGACCAAGAAAUUCCCCAGCGCGAAGCCACCAUCCGGGGUACUGGCCAACACAAGCUGAGAACUCGCCCGUCCCUCAUCCCCGGCGAGAUCGACAUGGCAGCCACCCGCCGACAGGUCAGCGGCACCUUCCCCCCGCCUGUGCCUGAGAAGAGCAACAAGCGCCAAUCUCUCAACUUUGAGAUUGGACACGUCGACGACGACUCCUCUCAGCUCAGUAUUGGCACCAUGGAGAGGCGGAUGCUGGAUUUGGAUCUGGGUGAAGACGAGAACGAACUGAGCUUUGGGCUUGACAACGAGUUCGACAAGAUUAUCGAAUCUCAAAAGGUACACUCCCUUUUCCCUUUACCCGACUUUGCUCAAUUCCCAUCCACGCGGUCACACGCGACUCAUACGUUGGAAGGGUUUGUGUCGAAGUACAGUCCCGCUAACACGCCUGAACAGAAGGGUUACAUGAUGCGAGAAAACAAGAAGGUUGUGGUUGCCAGCAGCCGACAGUUCAGUGAUGAGGCGCGUCUGGCCGAGACCCCCGCUGCUAUUGAUCCUACCACUGGUGAGAAGCUCGCCAAGGCGCCCGCCCGCAAGAUCAGUGGAAGCAAGCAGGCAUGGACAACAGAACCGUGGAACGGCAAGGCUCGCCGCAAGAGUCUUCGAACUGCAUCCGGUAGUCGCAAGGCCCCCCGCACGUCCAAUGUUGCUCCUCCUCUUCCAGGCCAGGAAUCUGCCGUGACUUCUGGUCUCGAUGCUGUCAAUGAGCAAGGUGACGAGGAGCUGGACGACGGCGAGGAGCGCGGUCGCGUAUUCGUCAAGGUGGUUGGUGUCAAGGAUCUCGACCUCCCCUUGCCCAAGAACGAACGCACAUGGUUUCAACUGACGCUAGACAACGGUCUUCACUGUGUCACGACAUCAUGGCUGGAGCUGGGGCACUCUGCUCCAAUCGGGCAGGAGUUCGAGCUUGUUGUUCUCGACGACCUCGAGUUCCAACUCACCCUUCAGACAAAGCUUGAGCCUCCGGCACGUCAACCGGAGGUGUUCACAGCACCACCCCCGAAGGCUGUCACUAAGAAGACGUCUGGCUCUACUUUCCGCAGCCUGCUGUCUUCUCCCAAGAAGCGCAAGGAGCAGGAGCGACGCGCCCAGGAGGAGGCCGACCGUGCUGCCCUCCAGCAGCAACAAGAGGCCCAGGCCGCAGCCAAGCGCAACAAGAAGGCCACCGCGUGGGAUCUCCUGCACGAUCUCGUCGGCCAGGACGGUUCGUUCGCUAGGGCCUAUGUCUGUCUCGGCAACUACGAGAACCAGGCCUACGGCCGUCCCCUGACUGUCGACAUCCCCUGCUUCAACGAGUGGGCUGUUGAUGACAGCGGUGUUAGCAGCGUCAAGAGCAAGCGCGGCGGUGUUGUCCGACGACCUCCUUACCGAGUCGGCAAGCUUACUGUCCAGCUUCUCUACGUCCCCAAGCCAAAGAACGCGACCGACGACGACAUGCCCAAGAGCCUGAACGCUUGCAUCCGCGAGCUCAAGGAGGCGGAGGAGGUGAAGAGCAAGACCUGGGAGGGUUUCCUCAGCCAGCAGGGUGGUGACUGCCCAUUCUGGCGCCGUCGCUUCUUCCGUCUGAACGGGACCAAGCUGACGGCGUUCCACGAGACAACGCUGCAGCCACGUGCGACCAUCAAUCUCGCAAAGGCCACCAAGUUGAUGGACGACAAGAGCGCGCUCAAGCAGCCAUCGGCCACGAAGAGCGGCGGCCGUCGCAAGUCGGCGUUUGCCGAAGAUGAGGAGGGCUACAUGUUCGUCGAAGAAGGUUUCCGCAUCCGUUUCGCCAACGCCGAGGUCAUCGACUUCUACGCCGACAGCCGCGAGCAGAAGGAGGAAUGGAUGAAGGUGUUCUCCGAGUGCGUUGGGAAAGACAUUGCCUCCGGCAAGGCGUGGACCCACAUGGUGCUCGAGAAGGAGCGCGCAGAGAAGGCACAGAAGCCAAAGUCCCAGAGCGGAGCACCUGUGCUCGACACCAGCCGUCGACCCUCCCACGGCCGCACGCAGUCGCAUGAGGUGUACAGCAAAUCAAACCCGUCGAGCCCUGCCGUGCCAUCGCACGCGCGGACACAGUCGUUCGCGCCCACACCGCCACCCAAGGAGCGCGACCCUCGCAUGGCGCCUGCGCCUGCACCGCGCCCAAGGCCGCAGACACAGGUGCAGCCCGCCACGGGCAGCAACAGCCGCCGAGACCAGGUUCGAUCGAUGAUCUUCUAAGCACAUCCUGCACACAGCAUCGAUACUCCAUCGCUACGCUUCCUCUUGGAUAUUCACUUACAUGCUUCUUCGCUUCCUGUAGGUUCUACGCAGACUCCGCCUGCGGUUCGCGCGCCGCCUGCGCCGCCGAGGUGCUGUGCACUCGGCGUCGCUUGUGUAGGGCCUGUGGCUCGACGCCUGUUUUG